This is a messenger RNA of Rhinolophus ferrumequinum (greater horseshoe bat), 5040 nucleotides long. It is a transcript of the gene GPR174, whose product is annotated as G protein-coupled receptor 174. The record is from RefSeq and is a predicted model, not a curated record. Gene Ontology annotation, cellular component: membrane. Gene Ontology annotation, biological process: positive regulation of Rho protein signal transduction; phospholipase C-activating G protein-coupled receptor signaling pathway. The coding region runs from base 865 to 1866 and encodes 333 amino acids. NCBI's taxonomy places the organism in Eukaryota, Metazoa, Chordata, Mammalia, Chiroptera, Rhinolophidae. The transcript has 4 exons. Gene Ontology annotation, molecular function: G protein-coupled receptor activity.
GAGAGAGAGACAGAGAGAGAGAGCUGCCCCGUGGAAAACGGAAAUGUUCAGUGUGCACAGAGUGCCUUGCAUAUUUCACUCUGACAUCUCACUACUAUGUUUUCCAACAUGAUAGUGGUUAGAAUAGGGUGCUGGAAUUGAAGCACAGAUUAGUAGCAUCCUUGUUGCAGUGGCUGUGGCAUGAAUUCUCUGGAGAAAACAGAAAUAAACUGAAACGGCAUGAAUAAAUUAAUCCAGCAUAAUUACCCAUGGCUUCCUCAGGAGAUCCUAUUCUUUGAUUAAGGAAUUCCACCAGCACUGGAGAGCACACUCUGCCUUUGUUUCCCAGGUUUUAGCUUUCAACGUAUAACUGAAAAAGUCCCAGAAAAGUUGAUCUUUCCAUUGAUAAUCUCUGAAGAGUUGCAGACCCACUGAGUACUAAAGCAAACCUUUCUUCUGCAUGAGCCAAAAAGAAAAUAAAAAGAAAAACAGCCUGCCAAACACCUGUAAAGUGACGACUAUCAUCAUAUGGGAAUUUGAAGAAUUGCUUUAUGGCAUAUUCAUGAUCCAAAUGGGAGAGGAUCAACUGUUGUGAUGUCUCAGAAGACCUUAUAACAGUGUAAACAAGAAGAGAAAAAUAUAACGGCUUGUCAUCUGUGCUUGCACACUAGAUUUCCAUGUAGUUAUUGUAGACAAAUCCAAAGCAAACAUGCAUAUAGUUCUUUGAAAAUCAUGUGUGGAAGCUCAGACUGACACAGCAAAAACGAGGUUAUUUUACACUCAUUCUCUCUAACCCUUGGAUGAUCUGUCUCUGAGAAGAUCAGUUAAUUGUGAAUUUAGGUUUUGAACCACCAUUUGGCAAAGACAGUUUCUUUAGGAAGAAACAUGCCUGCAAAUGACACAUGUGCUGGGCCAGAGGGAGACAAUGCAGAUUUUCGAUACUUUAUCUAUGCAGUGACAUACACUGUCAUUCUCGUGCCAGGUUUCAUAGGGAACAUAUUAGCCUUGUGGGUAUUUUAUGGCUAUAUGAAAGAAACAAAACGAGCUGUGAUAUUCAUGAUAAACUUAGCCAUUGCUGACUUACUACAAGUUCUCUCCCUGCCACUGAGGAUCUUUUACUACUUGAAUCAUGACUGGCCAUUUGGGACUGGCCUAUGCAUGUUCUGUUUCUAUCUGAAGUAUGUCAACAUGUAUGCAAGCAUCUACUUCUUGGUCUGCAUUAGUGUACGACGAUUUUGGUUUCUCAUGUACCCUUUUCGCUUCCAUGACUGCAAACAGAAAUAUGACGUAUACAUCAGCAUUGCUGGCUGGCUGAUCAUCUGCCUUGCCUGUCUGCUCUUUCCUCUCCUGAGAACAAGUGAGGACACCCCAGGCAACAGAACCAAAUGUUUUGUGGAUCUUCCUACCAGGAAUGUCAAUCUGGCCCAGUCUGUUGCCAUGAUGACCAUUGGCGAGUUGAUCGGGUUUGUCUCUCCUCUUCUGAUAGUUCUAUAUUGUACCUGGAAGGCUGUUUUAUCACUGCAAGAUAAAUAUCCUGUGACCCAAGACCUUGGAGAGAAAAAGAAAGCCUUGAAGAUGAUUCUGACCUGUGCGGGAGUGUUCCUAAUAUGCUUUGCACCUUACCACUUUAGUUUUCCUCUAGAUUUCCUGGUCAAGUCCAACAAAAUUAAAAGCUGCCUAGCCAGAAGGGUGAUUCUGAUAUUUCAUUCUGUUGCCCUGUGUCUUGCUAGUCUGAAUUCUUGCCUUGAUCCAGUUAUAUACUAUUUCACCACCAAUGAGUUCAGAAGACGGCUUUCAAGACAAGAUUUGCAUGAUAGCAUCCAACUCCAUGAGAAAUCCUUUGUGAGAAACCAUAUUGUUUCUACCUUGACAACUGAAUUACGCUAAAUAAAAAACAAACAAAAAAAAAAAACAAAAACCAAACAAACAAACAAAAAACUUGAUGUGGCCUGAAAUGCAAAUAUAUUAGAACACAUUUGCAAUACCCCAAGCUACUGGGAAGUUACAGGAAGUACCCACAGCUUUUCAGUCAUGCUCUAUGUUACCUAACAUCUUUAUAACAGAACUUAUUUAGGGAGUUAUACUCCACCAUCCCUGAUGUUGACAUGUCUGUGUAGUAAUUUGUUACCAAGUCUUUAAGACCUGAACUUCAGUGACAUCCUAUACACAUAUUCUCUCAACUAGAAUCAGCUGUUUUAUCUGUGAACCUAAGACACAAAGAGACAUUUAGCUUGGGGUCAUCAUUAGCACUUAGUUUUGUUACAAUGGACACUGAGUAUUUAGAGGCAAUGUAGUUGUCUAUUUAUAUUGGUAAUCACAGUUUGCAUUCCAACAUCAUAUUUUUGGUUGUAUUUUAAGUAGGAUGGCCAAUAUGUCUUUCUGUGAAAAUAAAGUGUUAUAAACAUGGGACCAUUUUCAUCUCCCAUGUGUGAUUACACUCUGGGGUUUGAAGACUUAAAUAGCUAUUCCCUUCAUUUCAGUGUCAAUAUGAAACAUCAUCUGUUACCCCUAUUCAUAGAAGGAAAAACUGAACUUAGGCCUUUGGUAUGCUAAAAAUAAGAACAAGAAACAGAUUCACAUACAAUUCCUUGAUACAACUGUAUAAGCUGCCAUAUUGAAUCUACCCAGGGCAGAUAGGUUAUCAAAGUUCAUACAAUGUGACCCAAAUUGCCUUUAUAGGCCCAGGAGACAGCACAUAGGUGACAAUCACAGUUUUGGUUUUCUUAAACUAUUUCCAAAUAACACAUUUGGAGAUGUAUGGAUCUGCCUAGUAAAAAGAGUUUUCAUUAUGCUUCCAGAGUGACUUUGAGGUAUUCUGACAGGUUACUGAAUUUUCUGAGCCUAUGGAAGAAGUAGUACACUAACUAAUCACUAAGCUUAGGCCAGAGCAAAAGAUGAAGUAGAGUUGGGUACAUCUCUUAAAAGCUUCGCCACAUUGUAUUUCUUAUUUUAAGUUAGGUGGCAGCUGUCAAGCUACAUUUACAAGUCAGAGUAAGGUUUGGAGGCAGCCAGGCAUGUGGAUCCUAGUCUUCAGUAAUUUGUCUGGUCCACUUUUGCCCUAGUCAUAACAUUCUGAGGUCUGCAAAGCCUACCUCCCAGCAGCAGAAGAAGACAAUUCUUUCACCUUUUAAAAAAGUGCAGAAGACAAAUUUUGGCAGCAUUUAACACCCCUUACAAUGCCUUGUCUGCUACCUGUUUGGUACUAGUAUUCAGGAAAUGGACUGAAGAUAUGAACAUUAAUUAAAUAUGAGGUCUUACAUAUUUACAAUACUUUGAAACAUAUUUUAGCAAAAAGCCCUAACUUAAAAAAAAUGAUCUACUUAAAAUGUGUGUGCUACACAAUGAAGACACAUAGUACUUCUAAUCUGGAAAGAAUGUGGAAAUAAACCAAGGAUUCCUCCAUAAUUAGAUGAAAAGAGUUGUUUUAGGCACACAAUUAUGAUACUAAUAUGUUUUGGGGAAAAACUGGUGAAAUCAAAAUGGAUUCUAAUAUCUAAGAUGAAUAGAAAAUUUUCUAAUGUUUUCUCUGGGCAAGUGUGGAUUUUGCUUGUAUUUUGUUAUUAAAAUAACAUCCUAUUAGAAGACUGACUUUGUGCUGCUAGCAAUAGUAUAUCUAUUUAUCUCCUAAUUAUUCACUGUAAGAAACAUAUUUUGAUGUGUUAAAUUGUGUUUUUAAAAAGGGUAACUGUAACUAUAUCUGGUCUCUUUGCUUUAAAAUGAUUUGUGUUUUAAUAUAAUUUAGUGUUGUAAUGGGAUCACUAGUAAUAAUUUUGUGGGUACUUGUAAUGGAAGAGUCUUAUAUGUGUUUACUAUUGUCUACAUAAGCAUGAAUUACACUUCUUAGGGUCAUUUUGGGAGACCCGUGAUUCAAUUUUAUGAACAUAUUAAUUUCACUUUAAACAUAUCUUUUUUUAAAGGGGAGGGAAGUAUUUCUAGGAGAUUAUUGAACUUUUAACAGAAAUGUUUGGUUGAAGUUAGAGCUUAUUUAUUAGGCAGCCCAGCAGCCCUUGCAGAUCAUUUACAUCAUUUGAGGAGAGAAUAGGUAUUCAGUAUUCUUAUGCUGCUUAGCUAAGACCACCCCUUCUCCCCAGGCCUGUCCACCUGGGUUUGUAUUCAGUGCUGUGAUUUACUUUACCUACCCCUCCUCCCCAUCAGUAUGUUUUGUCUUCUGUCCUAUUCCUUUGUUCUUCUAGUCACUAAUCUGAUCAAUUUACUCACACUGAAGUACUAUUGACUAAUAUUAGCUUAUAUUGACUAAUAUUGGCCCAGGGAUAUUUGAAUUCUAGGCCUUAGGGAUAAACCUUAACUCAAAGUGCUAAUCACUAACUUUUAAUGGAGGAAUUAAAGACACUGAAGCAGACUGGAGGAGAAGAUAUUUUGAAGAAAGUGGGUUUUAUAGCAUUGUUUUUCAGAUUACACAUAGUAAGUGAUCACCUACAUUGCUUACUAUAAUGGAGAUGUUAAAAGACAUGUAGCCACAAGCAUGGUUAUCUGUUUCUAGAUCUCUACUUGUUUUCUUUUUCUUUUUGAUUUUCCCCUUCUAACUCAGGACCUGAUUUUCAUUGAAAAAUCUAAACUAGGGGAGAAGUAUUGCUGCAUUUGCCAUCUAGACAGCAGCCUUCUAUCUGAGCUUCUCCUUUCCUUGGAGAAGUUUUUCUCCAAACCUUCCAUCUAUCACUCUCUGGGUUAAAUAAAAUUAGGGAGCCAAAAGUAAACACACUUAACUACAGUAAAGUACAAUUCAAGAUAAAUAAGCUCACAUUUUCUAUAUGAAGUUAUGAGUUCUGAUUACAAUAUACACAUAAUUAUUCCAACAAGAGAGAUUUUGAAUAUGGAGUGAUUUCCAUGUUAUUAUGAUACUCAUUAUUGUUAUUAUUAUGAUAUUCAAAUGUUUUAUGUUUUCAUUUUCACACAGUUAAGCAGCUAUUUCUCUUAACCUGUAACUCCACGAAAAUGAGCCAUCUACCAUAGGAACAACAAAUCAAGCAAACUUGGUCUGAAAGUGUGCAUAAGUGAAACUCUUAUGCAACUUCAUUUUUAUUUCAUCUUUUUGUUUUUACU